Messenger RNA from Capronia epimyces CBS 606.96, 1671 nucleotides. RefSeq lists its product as uncharacterized. Gene Ontology annotation, cellular component: clathrin adaptor complex; cytoplasmic vesicle. Gene Ontology annotation, biological process: endocytosis; intracellular protein transport. Lineage: Eukaryota; Fungi; Ascomycota; Eurotiomycetes; Chaetothyriales; Herpotrichiellaceae. The transcript is spliced from 3 exons. The record is from RefSeq and is a predicted model, not a curated record. Bases 1 to 1671 code for a protein of 556 amino acids.
AUGAGCGUCGCAGUGGACGCACUGUAUAUUUUCGAUGAUCAUCACAACUGUGUGCUCGAGCACGUUUACAAUGGACGGCCUCCUUCGGCGCAGACCCUCAUAUCCAGCUUCACAAGCCGACCUCUGCCUCGCCCAUCUAUCCUGCAACUCUCGGACCUCGCGCCGCCUGUGACAGCCUACUCAAUAUCUCACGCGGCGCUGCUUCUGGUCGCGACCUCAAGCAAAGAUGCCCAGUCUCUUGCGAUCCUAGACUUCCUCUACCGGCUCGUGGACGUGUUUGAAGACUUUCUCGGCUGCCCACUACUAGCCAACAAGAUCGAAGACAACUAUGAGAUCGUGGCGCAGCUACUCGUCGAAAUGUGUGACGGGGGUACUGUGUGCAAUACCGAACCCAAUGCGCUGCGAGAGUCGGUGGAGGUGUCGUCGGUCUUGGGAAAGUUGUUCACACAAGUUGGGCUACCUGGAUCAUCUCCGGCUCUUGGUCCAGCGCACAAUUUCUCCUCGACUCUACGGCCCACUGUGACUCCGACAACAGGACCGGCAAUCCCAUGGCGCAAAUCUAAUGUUCGUCAUACGUCGAACGAGCUUUACGUCGAUAUCGUCGAAAGUCUAGCGGUCGUCUUUGCGCCAUCUGGGCGUCCCCUAUCAGCUCGAUCUCAUGGCUCAAUUGCAUUUACCGCUAAGAUUUCGGGAGUUCCCGACCUGUUAUUGACGUUAGCGGCGCCUGGAGGUACCAACAGCGACAAAAAUUCGGAAAUUCUUCGCACAGUUCAGCUACCUGUCUUUCAUCCUUGUGUGCGAUUAGCCCGGUGGAAAGAUAGUCCUGGGGAAUUGUCUUUUGUUCCUCCCGAUGGCCGUUUCAUGCUCGCCGGCUAUGAGACGGACUUAAUGCCUUCCAGUCUCAACACUGACCAGCCUCCCAGCAAGAGCGACAAGCUUUUCCUGCCCGCUACUGUGGACCUGCGACCGGGACUAGGGGCUUCGGGUACCGAGUUCGAGGCUCGACUAACGUUAAACACCAACUUCCCGGGCGUUUCGUCGAUGGGAAAAUCAAGUACAUCCCGGUCAGGCUCGGGUCCGAUAUCUUCACUAUCAUUUGGCGGUGGAAGCAGCGGGCACUCACAUGCUCCUUCUUUGGAGGCGAUCAUGGUCACAAUUCCAUUCCCUGGCGAUGUUCGAAGUGUCACGGAGCUGAAGCCGUCUCGGGGCGAAGCCAACUUCAACACCUUUGACAAGGUGAUCGAAUGGAAAGUACCCACCAAAGACGGUGCAUCUAUCAAUGGAGUGGCCACCUUGACCGGCACCGUGGCUGGACCAUUGGCCAGCGCGGAUGCCGAGGACGACCAAUUUGAGGCGGCUGAAGUAGGCAAGUCGAACACAAUGGCCGGUUAUUACGAAGACGAUACGGUAGCGAACCGAAGCGAGAAGCAACAGACAACCGUUAAUGGCAACAACGGAGCCACGAAGAAAGCGCAUGCCAACAGGGCUCUGAUGCCUCGGUCGAUCGCGGUGUCGUUCAAUGUCAAGGGAUGGCUUGCCAGUGGCAUCAAAGUCGACGGGCUGGUAGUCGACGUCAAAAAGUCCAAGGGGCUGGGUGACGGGGUGAGACCAUACAAGGGCGUCAAGUAUCUCACAGUGAGUAGACAAGGAGUUGAACGACGAGUUUCAUGA